AUGACGGACUUGGAGCAGCUUCGAAGGGAGAAUAUCAAGAGAAACCAAGGGUUACUUAAAAAACUUAAUCUUGACGCGUUAAACAAGUCAAUUGCUGACGAUGUGCGUGUGAAGAAAGAACAAGGCAGGCCCAAGAGGAAACCAAAGGCUACUCCCAAAGAACCUUCCUUACCCACUAGAAGAUCCAGAAGACUAGCUGCUCCAUCUGAAUGGACUGAAGAGGAACAAAAGAUCAAUCUUGAGGAAGAACGUGCUCGUGAAAGACAAGAGAAACUCAAAACACUAAGGCUGUUGAAGCUCACAGGCGACUUCACGCUAGGCGACUUGAUCCUCGAUCGCCAACUGGGGCAUCUCAAGCAUGAAGGACGCGUUUUGGCUGAUAAAUUAGAAGAUGAACCUGCUGUAAAGAAGGAGGAGGAAGAUGGAGACGUGACGGAAGUCAAACAGGAGGAUGAAGAUCAGGAUAUGGAUAAUGAGAACUUAGACUUCCUUCUCAACCUUGGCGAUAAGUAUUCGGCAGGCGACUUCUUUGAACAGAUUAAACAGAGGGAACAAGGACAGAGUCUGGAUUUGAAGAAGGUGAGAGAGGACUUUGAGAAAGUCGAGCUUUAUAGAAAAGUGCCUCCAUCCUCGAUCAAGGCUUCCUAUAAUCGUAUCACAACGAUGCACUUUCAUCCUUCCGAAACGGAUCGGUUGGUUUCGGCUGGUGAUACUAACGGUAGUCUUGGUCUCUGGUCAGUUGAUGAAACUACAGCAGAUGGAGAGGCUCAGAUCACCAUUCUCAAACCACACGGAAGAUCAAUUUCGAAAAUUACACACAAUCCUGUCAAUGCAGCAGAGCUCUUGACUAGUUCGUAUGAUGGAUCUGUCAGGCUUUUGGAUAUUAAGCAGCUCAAAUCGACAGAAGUGUUGAACAUCGACAUCUCGGACGAUCUUAUUGGAGUGUCAGAUAUCAACAUUCUGCCUGCUGAACCAAACUUGUUGCAAUUGACCACCUUGGAAGGACGCUAUUAUCUGCAUGAUUUAAGACAGCCUUUUAAGAAGAUGAAAGCCAACGACUUUCUUCGUUUGCACGAUAAAAAGAUCGGUGGAUUCACUGUGAAUCCUAACUUGGCCUACCAGAUAGCCACAGCAUCCUUGGAUCGUUCUUUACGCGUCUGGGAUUUACGAAAUGUUUCAAAAUCAAAUUCUUUAUCGGAAAUCGAGAAUGCCAGAACUCCCCAUUUAUAUGGAUCUUACACCAGUCGUCUAUCUGUUUCUACAGUGGACUGGAAUAGUAAUAACCAUUUGGUCUGCAAUGGUUACGAUGACAGGAUCAAGAUCUUUGAUUUCAGUGGAAACAGAAAACCAUACAGCUUUGUUGAAGAAUGGUCAAAGACAUACAGACCAGAAGUAAGCAAGAAGGAUGAUGAUCUCGUCCCUGAUAAUAUCAAACCUUUCAAUUCGAUCGCCCAUAACUGUCAAACCGGUAGAUGGGUAUCCAUCCUCAAAGCCAAAUGGCAGAAAACACCCGCUGACAAGUACCAAAAGUUUGCAAUUGCAAACAUGAACCGAAGCAUAGACGUUUACGACGAAAGUGGAAACAUGAUUGCACACCUUAAUGACGAAGAAAUGACGGCCGUUCCAGCAUCAGUCGCUUUCCACCCAUCCCAAAACUGGGUUGUUGGUGGUACCUCAAGCGGCAAGCUCAAUCUCUUCGCUUAA
Molecule: messenger RNA, 1704 nt
Organism: Candidozyma haemuli
Lineage: Eukaryota; Fungi; Ascomycota; Pichiomycetes; Serinales; Metschnikowiaceae
Exons: 1
Coding region: 1-1704 (567 amino acids)
Biological process (GO): regulation of DNA damage checkpoint
Cellular component (GO): nucleus
Molecular function (GO): DNA binding; protein binding
Source: RefSeq, a predicted model, not a curated record